This is a messenger RNA of Colletotrichum chrysophilum, 2166 nucleotides long. RefSeq lists its product as uncharacterized. Gene Ontology annotation, molecular function: translation initiation factor binding; translation initiation factor activity; guanyl-nucleotide exchange factor activity. The coding region runs from base 1 to 2166 and encodes 721 amino acids. Gene Ontology annotation, cellular component: eukaryotic translation initiation factor 2B complex. Lineage: Eukaryota; Fungi; Ascomycota; Sordariomycetes; Glomerellales; Glomerellaceae. The transcript is spliced from 3 exons. The record is from RefSeq and is a predicted model, not a curated record.
AUGUCGCAGCAAAAGGGAAAAGCAUCCGGCGCCGGCAAGGGCAAGAAGUCCGGCAAGGCCGCCGAGGGCAAGCGGGAGGACGUCCUGCAGGCCGUGGUCAUCGCCGACUCGUUCCAGGAUCGGUUUGCUCCUUUUUCGGUCGAGAAGCCAAGAUGUCUCCUCCCUCUCGCGAACACGCCCCUCAUCGAGUACACCCUGGAGUUCCUCGCCAUGAACGGCGUCCAGGAGGUCUAUAUCUACUGCGGCUCCCACUCUGAGCAGAUUGAGAACUACAUCAACACCUCCCGCUGGUCGCCGCUGUCGAUCCGCACACCUUUCACCAGCCUGCAGUUUAUCCGCGUCUCCGAUGCCCGAUCCGUGGGUGACUUCCUACGCGACCUCGAUGGCCGAGGCAUUAUGGAUGGCGACUUCAUCUUGGUACACGGCGAUGUCGUCUCGAACAUCUCUCUCGACGCUGCUCUCAAGUCACACAAGGCGCGCAAGGAGGUCUCUGCGACGAACAUCAUGACGGUGGUGCUCAGGUCAGGCGGCGCGGAGGAGCACAGGACAAAGCCGAACGCGGUAAACCCCGUCUUCGUGAUGGACUCGAAGACGAAACGAUGCCUACACUACGACGAGACGAACCCCCUCCAGAGCGACCACUACAUGUCCCUCGACCCCGCAGUCGUCGACGAGCUUUCCACCGAUUUCGAGAUCCGCGGGGACCUGAUCGAUGCCGGAAUCGACAUCUGCACCCCCGAAGUGCUGGCUUUAUGGUCUGAGAGUUUCGACUACGAGCUUCCCAGGCGAAACUUCCUGCACGGUGUGCUCAAGGACUGGGAGCUGAACGGAAAGGCCAUUUACGCCGAGGUGCUGGAGGACGGGUACGCCGCACGCGCAAACAACCUACAGAUGUACGAGUCGAUCAGCAGAGACGUCCUCGGCCGUUGGACGUUUCCCUUUGUUCCCGAUUGCAACGUGAUCCCUGGACAGACGUAUAAGAUGACGGCUGGCGCGGUCUCAAUCGAGGACGGUACCGUCUUGGCGCCGGAUAGCUCACUCGCCAGAUCCAUCCUUGGCCAGGGCACGAGUGUAGGCGCGGGAAGCAGAGUGACCGACAGCAUUAUUGGCAGGCGGUGCAGGAUCGGAAAGAACGUCCGCAUCGAGAACAGCUUCAUCUGGGACGACGCCAUUAUCGAGGAUGGUGCGGUAGUGACGAGAUCCAUUCUCGCCGACUCCAGCGUUGUAGGGAAGGGUGCUUCAGUCGACGCCGGCUGCCUCAUCUCAUACGGCGUUACAAUUAGCGAAAACACCAAAAUCCCCGAGAACGCCGUCCUCGCGGUCACCACAUACAACGGCUCUCCGGUGGACCCAGACACAUCGCUCGUCGGCGCUUCCGGCAAGGGUGCGCGCUAUGUCGACCCCGAAGCCGAAGACGCAGACGACGAGGACCCCUCAAUCCUCCAACGCUCCCUCAUCUACAACCUCGCCCACCUCAAUCUCUCAACUUCCUCAGUCUCCACUCUCUCCUCCGAAAUCGAGGAGUCCGACGACGAGGGAUUCACCCCCUUCGCCGACCGCGCCCGCACCGACUCCUUCGUCUCAGACGACUCCGCAGGCAAGUCCGGCUUCCACCACGACGCAGUCCACGGCCUCCUCGACGCCCUCCGCGCCGACUCGGGCGACUUCGACUCCGCCAAGCUCGAGUUCAUGGGUCUCCGCCUCGCCAACGACGCCUCGGACGUCUCCAUGCGCAAAGCCGUCGCCGUCGCCUUCGGCCGCCGCGCCGCCGAGCUCCUCGAGCCCGAACACGGCGGCCUCGAGCCCGCCAAGGCCGCCGACAAGGCGUUCGCCUCCAAGAGCGGCGCUGCCAAGUUCGUCAUGGAGGUCGGCGUCGCCGGCGACGAGGGCGACAACGAGAAGGAGCAGGUCGAGUUCGUCCUCGCGCUGCAGCGCGCGCUCCUCGGCGCGCGCAACCUCGAGCAGACGCGCGCCGGCGUCCUGCUCGCCGCCACGCUGCAGAAGCUGUACAGCCUGGACGUGCUCGAGGAGGAGGGUAUCAUGGCAUGGUGGGAGGACGCGAGGGCGGAGGAGGGCGAGGGCAUGGGCACGCUCAAGGAGAAGUGCAAGGCGCUGAUUGAGUGGUUCGAGGAUGCCGAGGAGGACUCUGACGAGGACGACGAGUAG